Molecule: messenger RNA, 2421 nt
Organism: Brassica rapa (field mustard)
Lineage: Eukaryota; Viridiplantae; Streptophyta; Magnoliopsida; Brassicales; Brassicaceae
Source: RefSeq, a predicted model, not a curated record
AAUAAUUUUGUUUGAUUGGUUGGCCUCUAUCAAACAGAAGCCGGUGAAUUUCUUAAUUAACAAAACUAAAAGAUAAGUAAUAGUUAAUACACUAACAUGGGGUGUGGGACUAACAUGGGAAACAACUAGGGCAUAUGCAUAGUAAAUGUAUUUUUCCUUGUUGUCAACCAUCAGUUUUAUUGAUGGCUUGAAAUUAAUUAAGUAACCAGUUGAUCUUUAAACCUCAAUUAUGAGGCAAGUCGACGUCCAACAUGAUUAACAGAACCCUCACGUGCACUAAGGAACUCAACGCUUUCUCUUUCCCUACAAACUCUGCUUCAUUACAGAGAAACUAGAGAGAGAGGACUCAACGGUUUUUGGUUUUGCUAGUUUCUGGUUCCUUGUUUUAAAUCUUUUCUGUAAUGGUGAAUCUCAAAGAUCAUGACAUGGGAGAAGGGAUGCAAUGCUUAACACAUCCUUACACAAAGAACCUUGGUGGGAUAUGUGCAUUGUGUCUCCAAGACAAACUUGGUAAGCUCGUCACUUCCUCUUUCCCUCUCUCUAAACCUAACCACCCUUCUUCUUCCUCCUCUUCGUCUUCUUCGGCUAAUCUUAUCUACAAGAGAAGCAAAUCAAUGGCCGCUUCUUACGGUGAGAGUUUCAGCCAGAGGAAACGAAGUGGGUUCUGGUCCUUUCUUCAUCUAUACUCUUCCAAACACCAAACCACCACCAAAAAAGUCCACCAUUCUUCGAGACCAAGAAACCAGAUCGAUAACGAGAAGCACCAGACAACAGAGACAACAUCGGAUCAGGUCAUUGGUGGAGGCAUUGAUGUGAUAGUUGAGGAAAAAGAUGAGAGCCUUAGUAACAAAGUUGUUGUAGAAACGCCAACAAACAUUUUUGGUAGUGGUGGUGGAGGAUCAUCUUUUGGGAGGAAGGUGUUGAGAUCAAGAUCUGUCGGGUGUGGAAACAGAAGCUUCUCAAGUGGGUUAGGAGAUUGUGCCUUGAGAAGGAUUGAGUCUCAGAGAGAACACACAAAGGUCACUAGUAAUGGUGGUGAUAAAGCUGAUGAAGCGAUGAGUGAAAUGGUGAAAUGUGGUGGUAUCUUUGGAGGGUUUAUGAUCAUGACACCAUCAUCAUCAACAGUUAAUCAUCAUCAUCAACAUAAGAUGGCGAAUAGAAGCGCAUGGGGAUGGGCAAGUCCAAUGAGAGCCAAGACUACUCAUAAAGCUGGUCACAAAAACACAGCUCCAAACUUGGACUCAAUUCCUUCGUUGGUUACUAUGAAAAGCUAAAAGAGAUACAUUAUAAGUACUUCUAAUCUCUGGAUUAUAUUUCAUUCAUGUGUUUAUUAGUUAGCCUGUUCUUUAAUCAUUGGUUUGAUCUUUUGAGUACAACUAUUUAUGUAAUGUUACCCUAUUUAUCCUUUUUCAUUUCUAUGUUUAGCCUAUUGGCGAAUGUUGUUGAUCAUCAUCAUCGAUUCAUCAUAAAAGCUUGAAACCUUUAGGAGAAUGAGCUUAUGAUACUUGCUGCUUUGUCUUAUAUUGUUUUUAUGAUUAUUUUCUUAUUAAUGGCUUAUUAUUAUUUAUCAAAACUAUUUCUCUUGUGGUGCCACUUAAACCAGAUGUGCUGUUACUUAUAGUAGUAGUACUAUUAUACAUACUAACAAAUUCCACUUGAAAAAAGCAGUCAACAGAACUUAGGGUUUUAAGUAUUAAAUGAGUGGAAUCCGAAUGCACAUGCCUUUGCACAUGCAACAACAAGAAGUCAACAUCUCAAAACUAUUAUCAUCAUUAUCAUCAAGAUCAAUUUGGUUAGAUCACCUACCAGCUAAUCUGUAGGUAACACCACAAUAAAUGCAAGCCAACAUAUUGAGUUUGCUGUCCGACCAAAACCACAAGUUUGUAACAGAGGGGGGAAACACUGGAAUGUCUACUCGAUCAAGACAUCACAUAACUAUUAGGAAUAUAAACAAAAAAAAUCAUGUUAUGAUAGACCCUCUAUGAUUACAUUAACACAUUCACAUUCAUAAUUAAUGUGUUUUUUUUUUCAGACAUAACAGCAGUGUUAUGAUAAUAUUAAUAAAUUCAGAUGAUAUAAUAUGUGGAAGAGAUGGUUGAGACAAGGAUAUCAAGAGGGGUCCCUGAGAAGAAAAUAAAGACUGUCAAUUCUGCAAAGAGACAGAAGAGAGAAAAAGGCUGCCUUCUGAUUUAACCCUAUACACAUAUAUAUCUUACGUGAUCAUCUGAAUGCGAUCAAUUUUCCGUUGUGAAAUAUUUACCGAGCAUCUUUUACGUCAAAAUGUAGUAGGGACCCAUUUCAUUUCACAAUGUAACUGUUAUCUUAGAGUUGUUUUUUCUUUUGUUACUAGAAAGUAAAAAUGUUAGGCGUGGACUUAGUAUCAGCGAACGCAGUGUAGUAGUGUGUAGAAAUGAUUCUUUC